Acanthisitta chloris (rifleman) is the source of this 934-nucleotide messenger RNA. RefSeq names its product mex-3 RNA binding family member A (gene MEX3A). The record is from RefSeq and is a predicted model, not a curated record. Gene Ontology annotation, molecular function: RNA binding. Lineage: Eukaryota; Metazoa; Chordata; Aves; Passeriformes; Acanthisittidae.
GCUGCAAGAUCAAAGCUCUGAGGGCCAAGACCAACACAUACAUCAAGACCCCGGUGAGGGGUGAGGAGCCUGUCUUCAUGGUGACAGGGCGGCGGGAGGACGUGGCCAUGGCCCGACGGGAGAUCAUCUCGGCGGCCGAGCACUUCUCCAUGAUCAGAGCCUCCCGCAACAAGGCAGGAACCACCUUUGGCAGCGCCCCCACCCUGCCAGGCCAGGUCACCAUCCGCGUCCGCGUGCCCUACCGCGUGGUGGGGUUGGUGGUGGGACCUAAAGGAGCUACCAUCAAGAGGAUCCAACAGCAAACCAACACCUACAUCAUCACUCCGAGCCGGGAUCCCGUGAUCACGGGCGCACCGGGCAACGUGGAGCGCGCGCGGGAGGAGAUCGAGACGCACAUCGCCGUGAGGACGGGCAAGAUCCUGGAGUACAACAACGAGAACGAUUUCCUAUCCAGCAGCCCUGACUCGGGCAUGGAGAAUCGUUACUCCGAGGCCUGGAGGGUGCACACGCCGGCCCCGGGCUGCAAACCCCUGUCCACCUUCCGCCAGAACAGCUUGGGCUGCAUCGGCGACUGCUCCGUGGACCCCGUGUACGAGACCCCUCGGCUCAACGACCAAAACGACUUCAAUUACGGUUACCUCUUCCCCAACUACGGCGUGAACAAGCAGGAUCUGUACUACGGCGUGCCCGAGUCGGGGGCGCCCAUGUGGGCCGGCCAGGAGAACACCAACCCCGUCUCGGUCCUCUUCUCCAAGCAGCAACGUUCCAGCAGCACCGGGACCAUCCACCCCAACUCCCACCGCUCGCCGGCGUCUUCCAUCCCCGAGCCCGGCCUGGCUGGGCUCCCCAGGAGAGCUCAGGGGGAGGUUCUCCAGAGCUUCUCCAAGCUGGGCACGGUGGGCGCUGCCCGGACGGGGGUGAGCGGCAGCAGGGA